Aspergillus calidoustus is the source of this 882-nucleotide messenger RNA. NCBI's taxonomy places the organism in Eukaryota, Fungi, Ascomycota, Eurotiomycetes, Eurotiales, Aspergillaceae. The record is from the annotation of a GenBank genome assembly.
AUGCAACCCUCGGAUAUGGUCGAGACUGAGUCCCCCUCACAGCAAUCUGGGUGGCGCAUCCCCAAAGCCUGCCAAGAAUGCCGGAAACGCAAGAUAAAGUGCAACGGCGAAACCCCCUGCAAGACCUGCCAGCUGCGCAACACACCGUGUCUAUACCGAGAUGUCACUCGGUCGCGCAAGAGAAAACAGCAUUAUGAAGAGAGAGAAAGCACCAGUGAGGCUCCAGGGCCGACUGGGCCCUCUCGGCCCGAGUCUCUGCAGCCGCCCGCGUCCCACCGACCCGAUCCCCCACUGGGCUUCAACAACAGCGUCUCAGCCACGCAUAUGGCGUCGCCUUCGAGCAAGGUGCAGCUGUACUACGGUAGUACAUCGCACUUUGCACUGAUCAAUGAGAUUCACCGGGAUCUGACCGCCCAUCCUGCUAUCCGCGCCCCCGGUCAGGGUCGCGUGGAGGAAGCCGGAGCGGGGCUGGACAUGCUCAGUUUCCGUUGCAUAUACUUUGGCAUUCCUCUAGACUCGAAUGCUCCCUCUGUACCGGACACGAAAGACCCCCAGCUCAUGUUUCUGCCCUACCACCUUGCUAGCGAAUUUCUACAAGGGUUCCUCUACUCUUUACAUGGAUUGAUGCCGAUCUGGUCUGAUGAAACCUUUCAGCGGCGUCUCGAGCAGCUGUAUGAUACGCGAGCUCCCACGAAUAUUGAUCAGUCCGACGGUGUAUUGCUUAUGGCAUUAGCCAUGGGCUCCUGUGUGACUGAACACCAUGCGUGGGGCGAUAUUUUAUAUGAGCGGGUCAAGGCUACUUGCAAUCCAUAUGAUGACAACGUCACACUUCAAAGCGUCCAGCUUUCCUUGAUUAUGAUACGUUCCCUCAUUCCUGACUAA